Neoarthrinium moseri is the source of this 1404-nucleotide messenger RNA. RefSeq lists its product as uncharacterized. The record is from RefSeq and is a predicted model, not a curated record. Bases 1 to 1404 code for a protein of 467 amino acids. Lineage: Eukaryota; Fungi; Ascomycota; Sordariomycetes; Amphisphaeriales; Apiosporaceae. The transcript has 3 exons.
AUGCCAUCACAUGCUCAGAUCCACGGUGAGAAGCCCUGGUUCACCUUCCCAGGCUUCUUGGACGCAAGGAACGGAGACAGAAACGUCGAACGUGAAGUUCAAAACGCCCUUUCCUCAACGUACCAUUUUCGUACCUUGGAUCAUGUGGACGCCAACAAAUACGAUGAGAAGCUGCGCAGCCUGGCAAACCUGUGCUUGCUCUUCGAGACUUUGCUCUACCAUCAGGCAUUCACCAGUCUUCCUGAAUUCUGGCAAAUCGUGUGCAGCCGAUGGGGCCUGACGGCUAACUACAAUGUCAUGAGAAGCAUCAGUCGUGUCUACUAUGCAGCGAGAGUCAAGUUCGUGGCUGAGGGUAGAGCCCAAAACUCUGUACCUAAGACGGGCUUGGGAGGGCUCAGCCACAAACUUGCUUGCCUUGUUGACGAGUGGAGAGAUGACCACGAGGUGGUCUACGUAAUUCCUCGUAUCAUGGCAUAUGAAGAUCCAAUCAACCCUGUUGUUGAGUUGCGAGAAGAGUUAGAGGAUACGGAAGACGAUUGGGAAGCACAUGUCGAAGGCUUCAUGGGUAGGAUGAUCCAUUAUUUGGAUAUGGCACAGUGGGAACUCAAUGAGGGAGUCUCCUCUAGCUCAGACAGUGGCCUGUCUCCCAAUGAUUUCUCGCCGGGAAGCGAUACUGGUGACGGUGAUAGCGACGAAAACUUUGCGCUGCAAAUCUUCCCCUCGCGGCUUCGCCACCAGUCCACCACCACGCCAAUGGAGAUCAACGCUGUCGAAGAGCAGCAGACCUCUUCACCCCACGGCAACGAAUCUGCGAGCCACCUUGAGGCAUCCGCUGGAUACAUCGCAGCAGAUAUGCCUCAGAACGAAAACGAGGCAAGCCCGGCGUCAUCUCCUGCUGCUUCGUCGUGGGCUCAGGCAUCACUCACUCCACCCAGUGUAUCGCCUCUAACAUCCCCGGCCCAGGGCCCGGCUGGCAUCGUUGCAGCAUCGAAUAUGUCAACAGCUUCCUCGACCUGCCCUCCUGGUGAACUCGUCUCACGUCCUAAGGCAGAUCAAUGCGAAGCAAAACAACAGGCUGUCACGUCAGGAAAGAUGCCGGAAUUCAGUCAGACCAACGCGUGCGAACGACUCUUCCCCAGCUUUUCCGACAACAGAGUUGGCGGGGGCCGUUCCAGCGGUGAAGAUGAUGUCCCGAUGAGUGGCAGCCAAGAGCAUGGCAACGCCGGCAACUCUUCAACUUCGAACUGUGAUGAUGUUCCGGAGUGGAAUAUGAUGAACGGCAAGCGACUCAUUGGGCCCCUCGAUCUCGCGGGAAUGAUCCGCCAGUACAUGGCCAAAGAGAAAGAGGAGAGAGAGGAGGCGGAACGAAGAGCGAUGGAGAAGGAUUUGGCUGGUUCUUCUUAA